AUGGCGCCCAGCCACCUCAUCAUCACCAUCUUCUCACUCCUCCUCCUCCUCAACACAAUUUCCGCCGAACCCCAAUACCACCACCAUCCCGCCGCCGCCGCCGCCACAACUCCCCCGCCGAAGAUACAAUCCGACGUCGUGGUGGAAGGAGUCGUCUACUGCCAGAGCUGCCACAACGCCGGCUCCUGGUCCCUGACCGGCGCCAGGCCGGUCCCGUCCGCCAGGGUCAGCGUCACGUGCGUGAACUCCCGCCGCCACGUGAGCUUCUACAGGACCUACCAGGCCGACGAGCACGGCUACUUCUACGCCCAGCUCGUUGGGCUCAAGCUCAGCCACGGGAUUCUGGACCACCCGCUCCAGGCCUGCAAAGUGAAGCUGGUCUCUUCACCGCUAGAGAGCUGCAACGUGCGGACCAAUCUGAACUACGGGAUCGACGGGGCCAGGCUGCGGUUCGAGAGCAAGGUGCUGAGGUCCGCGAGCUAUGAGGCUGUGGUCUACGCGGCUGGGCCCUUGGCUUUCCGGCCCAGCGAGUGCCCUGCCGAAGUUGAUGAAGAUGACGUCAAUCGUGGUUGA
Messenger RNA from Linum tenue, 573 nucleotides. The record is from the annotation of a GenBank genome assembly. Lineage: Eukaryota; Viridiplantae; Streptophyta; Magnoliopsida; Malpighiales; Linaceae.